Aethina tumida (small hive beetle) is the source of this 2640-nucleotide messenger RNA. Its product is annotated as proton-coupled folate transporter. Gene Ontology annotation, molecular function: transmembrane transporter activity. Gene Ontology annotation, cellular component: membrane. The record is from RefSeq and is a predicted model, not a curated record. NCBI's taxonomy places the organism in Eukaryota, Metazoa, Arthropoda, Insecta, Coleoptera, Nitidulidae. Gene Ontology annotation, biological process: transmembrane transport. The coding region runs from base 347 to 2068 and encodes 573 amino acids. The transcript is spliced from 9 exons.
AUAAUUAAAUUUACAUAUCUCCACUAAAAUAUUUGUUUACGUUGCAAGUGAGCCCAGUGAUAUAACAAUGCCCUAAUUACUUUGUUAAGGAAAUUGUAGCGUAUGUGCGUACUAAUGCAUUAUUCAGAAUUUCUGUUAAAAACAUUAAAAUUGCCACUUCCCAUAAUUAUAAUUUAAGUUGAUAAUGCGCCCCGAUUAAACGGCGUGUUCCUCGGAUAGGAAGGAUGUGGAGCCGAGCGUUGAGAUGAAUGGUUUAGAGAUGUUGUACAGUCUCGGAGCGUCCAUCGGAUGUCGUUGUGAUUUUGUACAGUGACUUAAGUGACUAAACAAACGGUGACGGAACAAAAUGAGACCGAGACAGGCAAAGGCCGUUGCAGGAAUGACGUGCGAGGUGCUGCACCAAACGAAGAUGGCGAAGGCAGUCGAGCACCUGAAGAAGAAGAACAAGAAGAACAUGGAAAAGAGCAAAGAGGCCGAGGGCAAAAUCGACAUGCCCUCGAUGUCGUGGUCCGAAAAGUACGCCUACUUCAAGGAGAACAUCACGGUGGAACCGAUGCUGGCCUGCUACAUCAUACCGAGCGUGUUCGCCAACCUGGCCACCCAGAACCUCAACUUGGAGAAGGCGUGCCGCGUCAAUCUGGGCUACUCGACCGAAAUCUGCGAUGCGCUCAGCAAUCGCAUCACCUCGAACUACUCGCGCGAAGAGAGCGAGGUGCAGCAGCUGGUCGCCUCGAUGGGGGUGUGGAAGACGAUACUGCAGAGCGCGCUUCCGGCCUUCCUCAUCAUGUUCAUCGGGUCGUGGAGCGACCGCUGGGGCAGGAGGAAGCCGUGCAUGUUGUUGCCCAUCAUCGGGGAGUUUCUGUCCGUGGUGGGUUUGAUGUUCUGCACCUAUUUCUUCUACGAACUGCCCAUGGAGGUGGCCGGCUUCAUUGAGGGACUGUUCCCGGCGUUGACCGGCGGUUGGUUCACGAUGUUCAUGGGCGUUUUCAGCUACAUCGGUGACGUGACGACUGUCGAAACGAGGACUUUAAGGAUCGGCAUCGUCAAUGUCUUUUGUUCGUUGGGGAUACCCAUCGGUCUGGCUCUGAGUGGGGUUUUGUACAAAAAAAUCGGGUUUUAUGGGGUGUUUUCUAUUUCUGCGUUCUUGUACAUUGUCGCCUUGUAUUAUGGUUAUACGAAGGUUAAGGAGCCGAAAAAAUUGGACGUGCCCGAAAUAUCGAACAAGACGUGCGGGUUUGUCAGGGACUUCUUCGACAUCAGGCAUUUGGGGGAGACGUUCAGGGUGGCGUUCAAAAAAGGGGAGAACAAUAGAAGGAUGAAAGUAAUGCUGCUGAUGCUGGUUGUGAUGGUUGUUAUCGGACCGAUGCACGGUGAGAUGAACGUGACCUAUUUAUUCACCCGGUACCGUUUCAAUUGGGACGAAGUGGACUUUAGCAUAUUUUCAACCUACAGCAUGGUCACCAAUUUAAUAGGCACGUCGAUUUCGGUUGGCGUUUUCAGUCAUCUAUUGAAGAUCGAUGAUGCAGUCAUUGGGAUUUAUUCGUCGAUGAGCAAAAUUUUGUCAAGCUUUGUCUAUGGUUUCGCCAAAACUUCUUUGGUCUUCUAUUUAGGUUCAAUCGUAGAGAUACUGAACGGCACCUCGUUCAUAGCGAUGAGAUCAAUAGCCUCGAAAUUGGUUCCCACGGACGAACUGGGCAAGGUUAACUCGUUAUUCGGGACGUGCGAGGCGCUAAUGCCCCUGCUUUACGGGCCGAUGUACAGUGCCACGUACGCGGCCACCAUCAAUUUCAUGCCGGGGGCCUUCUUCAUAUUGGGCGGCGUGCUCACCGUUCCGGCGGUCAUCAUUUUCGGGUGGAUGUAUUGUCAGCACAUGAAGGACGCGAAAGUACUUAACGAAACGAAAACGGAGGAAGGAAGGGAGGAGGAGAACGUGGAGGAUGCGAUCGUGAAAGACAUAGCGAUCAUAGCGACGCCGAAGCAGGCGCCGAUCGGAUCGCCCGUUCUGAAGUCGUACAGGUUGACCCAGCAAAACGGGGUGGUGAACAACGCGUUCCAAAUGGAUCCGUAGUCUCGUACGAUUUCGAUUUUUAAUGAUAAUUAUGUAGAUAUUUAUUGUAUAAAUAUUUUAGAUACUUAAGAACUUUAAUCGUUUAAUUUAAUUUUGCAGUAAGGAUGUGUUUUAUGUUUUAUAAAAAAUAAUCAGUAUUAUCAUUAAACAAUAGCAAAUUGUCUUUCCGAAAUAGUUAACAUGUAUUUUUACUGCAAAACUUCUAUUUCAUACCUGUGGUAUAAAGAAUUGUGUGAUACUAUAGCAUUUAGGACAAAAUAGAUUUAACAGAGAAGAUAUUAUCCCAAUUUUUGAAAAUAGAAAAAGUCAUUAUAUAAUGAUACAUGUAUAAAAACAAUUUAACAAUUUUUACAAAGAUGUGUAAGUUGUUUAACUUACGUUCAUAAGUUAACUUAACAAAUAUGUCUAAUGUGUAUGUAUAUCAAUUCAAUUUUGUGAUUCAAAAAUAAUUUUUAAAACACUUAAGUUCCUAUUUUUGUUAAAAUUAAUUACAUGAUUGUAAACAAUAAAUUAAAUAAUAAACAUGUAUAUUAUACCUACAAUUAAAUAGUUGAAUAAGUAUUAUAUAUUUA